Molecule: messenger RNA, 3122 nt
Organism: Paramuricea clavata
Lineage: Eukaryota; Metazoa; Cnidaria; Anthozoa; Malacalcyonacea; Plexauridae
Source: the annotation of a GenBank genome assembly
AUGUAUGAGAUUAAGACUGAUGAUGUGUAUGAGGACUUCAAGAGGAUCGGUGAGAAGGAAGACUGCUGGGAUAAUUCAGAUUAUCCAAAAGAUUUUCCGUAUUACUCAGCUCAUAAUAAGAAGGUAAUUGGAAAGUUUAAGGAUGAAGCUGCAGGAGUACCAGUGAUAGAAUUCGUAGGGUUAAGGUCAAAGAUGUACUCUUACGUGAAGGAGAGUGGUGGAGGUGGAAUGACAGCUAAAGGUGUGAAAAAGUACGUGAUCAGAAACAAACUCACUCACGAAAACUUUAAGAACGUGAUUAAGACCAAAGGUAGGAUGAGACAUAAGAUGAACACAAUCAGAAGCAUCAAGCAUAAAAUCGGAACUUACGAACUGAAGAAAAUUACACUCAGCUGUUUCGAUGAUAAAAGAUACCUACUUGAAGAUGGUGUUACAAGUUACGCGUACGGGCAUCACUCAAUAGGAAAAGUAAAUUGUUAAAUAAUGUUGAAAAAAUAAUGCUGAAAAAUAAUAGAAAAAUAAUAGAAAAAAUAAUACCAAAAAUAAUAGAAAAAUGGUCUAGAAAAAUAUGAGCCCGCGUUUUUGAGGGAAAAAUAUGGAAACCGCUGACCGGAAGCUGGGUGAGAUCGCGGGCCGAAAAAGUGGUCUAGAACCCUCAUUCCCUAUACUACUAAAGAGACUUUGAUAUAUCGAGUCAUUGAUAUAUAUAUAUAUGUUAUUUACCGGAUUGGAGGUCCGUAUAGAGAAAUAUUUCUCGAGGUCUUAAAAACGGCCCGAGGCCGAAGGCCGAGGGACGUUUUUAAGACCGAAAGAAAUAUUUCUCUAUACGGACCGACCAUACCGGUAAAUAAUAUUUUUAUUUUUUUUUUAAUUCCUCCUCUGGAUUUCCCCAAUCACUCCUCCCGCACGCGAAUGAAGCUGCCAAAUAAAGGGUGUGACUAAAGGGAGAGUUACCAACCGGAGAGUUAUCUCGGAGAGUUAUGAUUUCGGAGAGUUAUGGUCGAACUACGCCCAAACCACGCCCACUUUCCCCAAUGACCACACCCAAUUUCGUAACUCUCCCGACGUUUCCUUGAAGUAACAUGAGAGAGUUAUGUUUGACGUAACUCUCUCUCGUUAACAUUAUGAAAAUGUUAGAGAGUUAUCAUUUUUUAUAACUCUCCGCGUUCACGAUUGUGGCAAUGAAGAGAGUUAUGUCAGUUUUUUUGAGAAAACCUUUAAAUAACAAAAUUUGUUUCUUCAGAUUUUCAUCUUAUAUUUUGGUAUUUCAGUUUGUAGCGUGUCAAUAGCGUGCGUCCAAACAGGAAAUAGUACAACUUGACUCGGUCAAAACAAUGAGAUGCUUGCCGCAGAAGGGUCAAAGUACCCCCAGAAGCAUGUUUUGACGUGUAUUUGGCAGUAAAUACGGUAAGCAUAGUUGCAAGAAAAUUGAAAAAAAUGCGAAAAUUGAUCUUUCAGAAAUUCAGGUUUUGCAAAUAUUUUCCCAUAUCAGCCAAUAUAGGGCAUUACAUUGGAAAGGUUUUCUGGUUCUAUCUAAUACGAGAGCUGUAUCUGAAUGUUGGGCUUUGUAGGUAAUCCAAGUGAGCAUGUAUAAUAAUUUAUUUACUGGUACUCGCUUCACUUGGUAAGUACUAAAGCACUACUAAUUUCUACUAGCGUGGAAUAUUAAAGCUGAAACUUGAGAAAAAAGUAAAUUCAGAAUAAUUUACUAAAAUGUGGAAGUUUUUUUCAAAAAACUGACAUAACUCUCUUCAUUGCCACAAUCGUGAACGCAGUGAGUUAUAAAAAAUGAUAACUCUCUAACAUCUUCAUAAUGUUAACGAGAGAGAGUUACGUCAAACAUAACUCUCUCAUGUUAGGUCAAGGAAACAUCGGGAGAGUUAAGAAAUUGGGUGUGGUCGUUGGGAAAAGUAGGCGUGGUUUGGGCGUGGUUCGAACAUAACUCUCCGAAAUCAUAACUCUCCGAGAUAACUCUCCACUUCAUAACUCUCCGUUUAGCCGGUCUCCCAAAUAAAACGUCGUUUCUAUCAAUGCUAUCGGGAAGAGAAAUAUCUUUUGUGAGAUAGUAAAAUUCGUUUUCACUGUGUUUUUCAUCGUCUGCAGACAUUUUAAUGUUUUAAAAAGUAGUUUUAAAAUUAAACUCGUCUUUAAAUUUUGAAAAAUAAAAACAUUGGCUCUAUGGCAUUAAAUCUCGCGCGGUCCGUAUACGGGUUCAUACGGACCGCUCACGUAGCCAAUCAGAUUGCAGAAAAGCGUAAAAUAUGACUUCGGACCGCAAGAAAAAAAAUAAACUAUAAUAUUUAUAGUAAAUUUAUACCGGAAAUAGGAAACACAGCAAUAGGAAACAUGGUAAUAGGUAAUGGCCCGCGCGCCAGGGAACACAGCAAUAGGAAACACGGUAAUAGGUAAUAGGAAAUAGUCCGCCAGGGAACACAGCAAUAGGAAACACGGUAAUAGGUAAUAGGUAAUAGGAAAUAGGAAACACAGCAAUAGGAAACACGGUAAUAGGUAAUAGGAAAUAGCCCGCCAGGGAACACAGCAAUAGGAAACACGGUAAUAGGUAAUAGGUAAUAGGAAAUAGGGAACACAGCAAUAGGAAACACGGUAAUAGGUAAUAGGAAACACGGUAAUAGGAAAUAGCAAAAAAAGUAGCUUUUGCAACCCACUUUUUCAACACGGAAAUAGGUAAUAGCAAUUACACUUCUGGGCUUCCGUACAUGACGAAACAGGGCACCAAGGAGCAGAUAAAAUGCUUGCAAGAAUUGAACCUCAUUAUUGGUGGCCAAAGAUGAAAGCAGAAGUAGAGAACUAUGCAAAAACGUGCAAACGCUGUGCUGCUACUCUUGCCCAGGGACAUAGAAAAACACCCAUUCAUCAACGACCAAAAGAAGAGAAACCAUGCAUUUGCGUUCAUACAAGUAGAUCUCAAGGGUCCAUUACCGAGAAUAAAAGAGGGAUUUGACAAUAUUGUUGUGAUAACAGAUCCAUGUACAAAAUAUGCAGAGAUGCAUCCAAUUCGAGGACAAACUAGCCAAGUUGUGGGUUGGAUACACUCGUGGGUUGGAUAUCGAGAUAUGGUUUACCAAACAAAGUGCACUCCGACAAUGGACCUUGCUUCAUAA